This is a messenger RNA of Syngnathus typhle (broad-nosed pipefish), 2279 nucleotides long. RefSeq names its product doublesex- and mab-3-related transcription factor 2-like. The record is from RefSeq and is a predicted model, not a curated record. The coding region runs from base 121 to 1875 and encodes 584 amino acids. Gene Ontology annotation, molecular function: RNA polymerase II cis-regulatory region sequence-specific DNA binding; DNA-binding transcription factor activity, RNA polymerase II-specific. Gene Ontology annotation, biological process: regulation of transcription by RNA polymerase II; sex differentiation. Gene Ontology annotation, cellular component: nucleus. The transcript has 5 exons. NCBI's taxonomy places the organism in Eukaryota, Metazoa, Chordata, Actinopteri, Syngnathiformes, Syngnathidae.
UUACACGCGCAGACACACGCAGUCAAUUAACCCCAGCCAAUUAAGUGAUCGCUGCUCUCCAGCAGGCUGGAAAACAACUGGAGUGAAAGGACCGUCCACUCGUGGAGGGCGCUCGCAAACAUGACCGAGGGUUGCGAGUUCGAGAUCGACGUAGAGAGCGUGGAGGCGGAGGCCGACCAGGCGAGCGAGCGAGUGGACGAGGACAACCAGCACGACGGCGGGGACGCUCUCGCCGCCAAGCCGGGCCCCGGAGGCCUGAGCCCGGGCGAGCAGCGCAAGUUGAGCCGCACGCCCAAGUGCGCUCGCUGUCGCAACCACGGCGUGGUGUCGUGCCUCAAGGGCCACAAACGCUUCUGCCGCUGGAGGGACUGCCAGUGCGCCAACUGCCUGCUGGUGGUGCAGUGCCAUGCAAUUACCGCAACUAAAAAAUCCCUUUGCAUGGUGUUCAGGGCGCUCGCAAACAUGACCGAGGGUUGCGAGUUCGAGAUCGACGUAGAGAGCGUGGAGGCGGAGGCCGACCAGGCGAGCGAGCGAGUGGACGAGGACAACCAGCACGACGGCGGGGACGCUCUCGCCGCCAAGCCGGGCCCCGGAGGCCUGAGCCCGGGCGAGCAGCGCAAGUUGAGCCGCACGCCCAAGUGCGCUCGCUGUCGCAACCACGGCGUGGUGUCGUGCCUCAAGGGCCACAAACGCUUCUGCCGCUGGAGGGACUGCCAGUGCGCCAACUGCCUGCUGGUGGUGGAGAGGCAGCGGGUGAUGGCCGCGCAGGUGGCGCUCCGGAGGCAGCAAGCCACCGAGGACAAAAAAGGCCUGUCUGGGAAACAAAUUCCAGCGGAGAGGAGGCCCAUCUAUCAGCGACAUGUUCGUCCAUCAACUCUGCUGGCCAAAAGCAUCCUCGAAGGUUUCCGCCCGGUGCCGUCCGAUUCCUUCCUGGCCGCCAACCCGAGCCUGCCUCCGCCACUGAGUGACCGCAUGCGCAAGAGGCGGGCCUUCGCCGACAAGGAGCUGGAGAGCAUCAUGCUGGAGCGCGAGUACAAGGAGCGCGAACUUCUGGAGAACGGCCAGGCCUCCCCGCUCCUCUUCGCCAGCAACGCGGCGCACCAUGCCGUCGACUACAGCGCCUACAAGUCGGCGUACUCGCCCGAGGUGUCCCCAAAGGACAUGUGCCUGGGCCCGGGCUGUUUGGACGCGCCCGUGCCGUACGCCGCGGCCGCUAACAACGUGGAGCUGGUCUCGUCCAACGUGAGCGUGGCCGCCACGUACCGGCACUACCCAAGAGGGGGCUUUGUGGUGUGGCCCCGUGCUGCCGCUAACCUGGGGGACGCCCUGUUUUACCGCCAGUGCCUCUUCAACGCAACGGCGGUGCAGAAUAUGAAGCCCGGCGGUGCGCCGUGGGAGCCCAAGACCGCGCCCCCCGAGAGCCAGCCAGCAGAGCGGGACGUGGCCGAUGCUGAGGGCUCGCGAGCCACCUUGUUGCAGGAUCCCCCAAAAUCUACCAUGAGAGAGAACUCUGCUUUUUACUCGCCAAAGAGGAACUUUGGACAAGCCUUCCCAGCUAAGGACGCAGCCAAGUUCUCACUGAAAGUCAACUCCACCUUUCACUCGCUCAUUCAACACUCGCUGGGUGACAAGGGCGGCGGCGGAGCGGCGCCCGAACUCCGGGGUGCACCGUACUGUAAGGAGUUCCUGCAGGAGGCGGCGCGCAAGCUCCGGGAAAGUUCCGGCAAGGACGCGCAGGCCGGCAAAAUGGCCGACAGGUGCGCCAAAGACUUUCUGUCCAAGCCGGGAGGGACCAAGAUGGCUGCCCGCGAGUCCCUGUCCUUCUCAGUGGAGGCCAUUUUGAAAAGACCCGCCAUGAGUCGAGCGUUUCAUUGAAAGACAAAUACACCCAAUUUUCUUUUAGAAAAAAAACUUUAGAUCCCAGACAAAUCAGCUCAAUAAACCUCCGUCGCUCGGAUUACUACUUUCCUGUCUGCCAAGGCUUUGGCGCCAACCUGUGGCAAUUUUGCACAUUCUGGAACAAUGCAUAUGGAUGACUGAGAAUCGCAAAUUCAGAGUCGGCGGGGGUUCUCUGUAUGUAAAUAUGGUUUUUGGGUCCAAAAAGAACACUUUCUGGUUUUGUACAGUGUAUUAUAAAUUGUUUCUGCUUGUGCAUGUGAAAAAAAAAUGUCAAAAGUAUUUAAACAAGUUGCUCAUGUCAAUAAACUUUGGAAGACUUUGCCUAAAAUGCCUCAAAGUUCAUACUCAAGUAAGUCUGCCAUUUUGCCAUUUCCCUAAUA